AUGGAUUUCGAGUUCUUUACCGUCAGUAAGAACGAAACGAUACUGGUAUCCGGCGCGAUAUCGAAUAGUUUAGAAAAAUACCAACCCAAGAAAUUGGAGGGGAGUCCUCUUAUACUUACAAAGGAUGAUAAGUUAAGAAGAUUCCGCCGAUGCGACCUAAAGAAAACAGUGCAGAAUAUCAAACGAGUAUUCCGAGGGAAAAAGGCAAGAGUGAUUGAACCAUUGCUGGAACAGUUAUACAUUAGUAUAAGUCGGCAGGGGGAAUCAACCUUGUCUACGGUAUACUUGCAAAGAUAUUUGCACAUAAACGAUAAUGAGCCACUAAUAGUAUUUUGGAACGGAACGUCAGAUAUCACGAUAAUUAAGCGUUUAAGAUUAACAGGAAUUUUAGCAUAUUUAAAUAUAUCGGCAAUUAGCGUUAGGAAUAAUGACGAAUUUGUAUUAGAAUUAUCAAACCUAGAGACUAAGGAAGUUUUAUAUUCAGGUUAUUUAGGUAAAUUAAAUAAAAAUGGUAGAAUGUUAGGACUAUCAGAAGCUCAUGAACUAGCAUGCGAUAUUAAUCAUAAUAUUACACAUUGUCACGAUCCAGUUGCAGACGUAAUUUUAACGAAAUGCCUAUUCAAUUACAUAGUAACAAAGAUAAAGCCCAUUAAAUUAUAUAAAUUAGCAAAAAAAUAUAAAAGGAAUUUUAAAGGCAAAAUAAAUAAUAAUUAUUAG
Macrosiphum euphorbiae (potato aphid) is the source of this 717-nucleotide messenger RNA. Lineage: Eukaryota; Metazoa; Arthropoda; Insecta; Hemiptera; Aphididae. The record is from the annotation of a GenBank genome assembly.